AUGAUUUCCUAUGAUCGUGAACCCACUGUGAAACCUCUACGUAAAUGGAAGGCUCAUUCGUUAGCUAUUCAUGGCUUGUCAGUCACAGAUGGAGCUAAUCCCCGCGUGGCCAGUUGUGGAUUGGAUCAUGUUGCUACCAUUCACUCAGUUUCGCUUGAUGAGGUCCUAUUAAAAAUAUCAGCAGAUCGACCACUUACAGCUUGUGAACUGGAUCCUGCUGAAACGCGAUUGUUCCUCGGAUCGGACACGGGGAAUAUCGCUCAGAUUAAUCUCUAUGCUCUGGAAAACGCAAGAGAUUUGUUAAUACAAGUCGCAGAUGAGAAGAAUGAGCGUGUACCUGUCUUCUGUGGUCAUUCUAGUGAAAUCACCAGGUUAGCUGUGAAUGGUGACGGAUCGUUGUUGGCUUCAGGUGAUUCCUCUGGCAAAUACUGUAUAUGGGAAAUCAAUAGCAGGCAGUGUUUGAAGGUGUCCUCAAUGCGUGGUCCAGUCUCGUCUCUAAAGUUUGUGGCGAACUGGCCCAGCAUACAUGCGGCAGAGCAUAUUUCUGCUCAUCCCAAUUUUGAAUUGCAAAGGAAUCUAACCAAAGGCGAGAAAAUCCCCAUGAGAGCAUGUGCUGGAAUUGACGUCAAUAAGGAGUUUUGGCAUGAUGAAGUAGACCACCUGCUGGACGCUGUUCUUCAAAAUACCGCUUCGCCUGCUGGAAGUUCCGACCCCAAGCAGAAGAAGAAGAAAAAGAAGCGAAAAUUAGAUGUGGAAACGAAUGGUAAGGAGGAAUGA
Molecule: messenger RNA, 777 nt
Organism: Cooperia oncophora
Lineage: Eukaryota; Metazoa; Nematoda; Chromadorea; Rhabditida; Trichostrongylidae
Source: the annotation of a GenBank genome assembly